AUGCCUCAGAACGAGUAUAUCGAGAGAUGGACCAAACAGCAUGGUAAACGUCUGGACCACGAUGAGCGAGUCCGAAAGAGAGAGGCUCGAGAGGGCCAUGCUCAAUCCGACAAGGCACAGAAUCUCCGUGGUCUGCGAGCAAAAUUACACCAGAAGAAGAGACAUGCCGAGAAGAUCCAGAUGAAAAAGGCCAUCAAGGCACAAGAAGAGAAAGAUGUCAAGUCCGCCGCUCCCAGCGAGCCUUCAUCUCAACCACUGCCCAGUUAUCUCCUCGACCGUUCUCAAGCCAACAAUGCCAAAGCACUCUCCAGCGCCAUCAAGAAUAAGAGAGCCGAGAAAGCCGCCAAAUUCUCUGUUCCCUUACCCAAGGUGAAAGGCAUUAGCGAAGAAGAGAUGUUCAAGGUGGUCAAGACCGGCAAGAAAACAGCAAAGAAGAGCUGGAAGAGAAUGAUUACCCAACCCACCUUUGUGGGCCCAGAUUUCACCAGACGACCCGUCAAAUACGAACGCUUCAUUCGGCCUAUGGGUCUCAGAUACAAGAAGGCCAAUGUCACGCAUCCCGAACUGGGCGUUACCGUCCAACUGCCCAUUAUAAGUGUCAAGAAGAACCCACAGAAUCCCCUCUACACACAGCUAGGAGUUCUCACCAAAGGCACAGUCAUCGAAGUCAACGUUUCAGAAUUAGGUCUCGUCACCACUGGUGGCAAGGUUGUAUGGGGCAAAUACGCACAAGUUACGAAUGACCCAAGUCGAGACGGCUGUUUGAAUGCUGUCCUCCUGGUGUGA
Exophiala bonariae is the source of this 786-nucleotide messenger RNA. It is a transcript of the gene NSA2, whose product is annotated as Ribosome biogenesis protein. Gene Ontology annotation, biological process: maturation of LSU-rRNA; maturation of 5.8S rRNA. Lineage: Eukaryota; Fungi; Ascomycota; Eurotiomycetes; Chaetothyriales; Herpotrichiellaceae. Gene Ontology annotation, cellular component: preribosome, large subunit precursor; nucleolus. The coding region runs from base 1 to 786 and encodes 261 amino acids. The record is from RefSeq and is a predicted model, not a curated record. The transcript has a single exon.